Molecule: messenger RNA, 159 nt
Organism: Adineta ricciae
Lineage: Eukaryota; Metazoa; Rotifera; Eurotatoria; Adinetida; Adinetidae
Source: the annotation of a GenBank genome assembly
GACGGCACGAUUGUUCUCCGUAAAACAUUAGGCCGAAAACGAUUCGGUUGGUCAAGUACUACAUCACAAAGCAGUCUUGAUAGUACAAAUAGUUUUGCAUUUGUUGCGCCUGAUUUAAGCAAAGAUCCUGAACACAAAUCUAGUCGGGAAUAUCGUAAU